AGAAAAAGUGAAAAGAAAAGUAGAAAACUACUUCAGGGUUUAGUCGAUAAACCUUGAAACGCAGGGCGUGGUGCGUUUAAGUGUCUCAGUUUUCUCUUCUAUCCCCCUUCCCAGUUCCCACUGCCACUCUUCAUCUUUCUAUCUAUCAACACCCCUCGCACACACGCCGCCGGCAAUCCACCACCACCGCCGCCGCGCCACCGUGCUCUGUCUUGUUAUCAGUCUCCGUCAAGAUGCUUCGUAGAAACAUCCGUUUGAGGAGAGAGUAUCUAUACAGAAAGAGUUUGGAAGGCAAAGAGCGCUUGCUCUACGAGAAGAAGCGGAAGAUCAGAGAAGCGCUUCAAGAAGGGAAGGCCAUUCCUACUGAGCUUAGAAACGAGGAGGCUGCGCUUCGUCGCGAAAUCGAUCUCGAGGAUGAGAACACAGCUGUCCCAAGAACACACAUUGAUGAUGAGUAUGCAAAUGCUGCGGAGAAAGAUCCUAAAAUUUUGCUGACCACAUCCAGGGAUCCAAGUGCUCCUCUUCAACAGUUUGUGAAGGAACUGAAAUUUGUCUUUCCCAAUGCUAAUAGAAUGAAUCGUGGUGGUCAGGUUAUCUCAGAUAUAAUAGAAACUUGCCGAUCUCACGACUAUACUGAUGUUAUCCUGGUUCAUGAACAUCGUGGUGUGCCAGAUGGUUUAAUUGUUUGCCAUCUACCAUUUGGUCCAACUGCAUAUUUCGGAUUACUCAAUGUGGUUACAAGGCAUGAAAUUAAAGACAGGAAAGCCAUGGGAACCAUGCCUGAGGCUUAUCCACAUGUGAUACUUGAAAAUUUCUCAACUAAGUUAGGUGAAAGGACUGCCAACAUUCUAAAGCACCUGUUUCCGGUGCCAAAACCAGACACUAAACGUAUUGUCACUUUGGCCAACCAGUCCGACUAUAUCUCGUUCAGGCAUCAUAUAUAUGAAAAGCCCGGGGGUCCUAAAUCUAUAGAAUUGAAGGAAAUUGGUCCACGGUUCGAGUUGCGAUUAUAUCAGAUAAAGUUAGGAACAGUGGAUCAAGCUGAAGCUCAAACAGAAUGGGUCAUUAGACCUUUCAUGAACACGUCUAAAAAGCGUAAAUUUCUCAGUGAUUGAUGCAGACAUAACAAUAUUGUUAUAGUGGGUGUUUUAUACUGGACAGCCAUAUUAUUAGAACUCUCUGAGCUCACAUUUCACUCUGCCUUUUAAGGACAUACUCAGUAGUUUAGGUGGAAAAAGAAGCUAAAGAUUUUUAUUGACAUUUGUUUAACACUUUGGCGCUAGAAAAUUAUGAGAAUGGAAAUUGAACUGUACUUCUUGCUUAGUUUUAGACGGAAUUAUUUGUAAGAAUCUAAUUUUUAUACUUCUGUUAGGUCAUUGAUUUUUUUCUUUGGUCCAAGGUCCUUUAUUGAGUUUGAUAUCA
Lotus japonicus is the source of this 1422-nucleotide messenger RNA. RefSeq lists its product as uncharacterized. The transcript has 9 exons. Gene Ontology annotation, cellular component: small-subunit processome; Mpp10 complex; nucleolus. The record is from RefSeq and is a predicted model, not a curated record. The coding region runs from base 234 to 1115 and encodes 293 amino acids. Gene Ontology annotation, molecular function: snoRNA binding; rRNA primary transcript binding. NCBI's taxonomy places the organism in Eukaryota, Viridiplantae, Streptophyta, Magnoliopsida, Fabales, Fabaceae. Gene Ontology annotation, biological process: rRNA processing.